CUACAGUCAAAUCAUCCCACUGGUUCCUCAACGAGGCUCCUCCCAGAAGUGUACGGAGAACAAGCCUGGACCUAUCUUAAGUUUUCGAGGUCUUCUCUUUCCAAAGCCAUCGACUGUUUCCGUAAAGCACUUGAGGUACAGACUCACGACAGUGAGUGGAAUGCCGGCUACGCCAUCGCCCUCUUUCGCACAGAACAGAGGACUUUGGAAAACUUAAAGAAAGGUGAAGAGUCCCCGGCCAUCACGCAGCUUCGCUUGGCCCUGGAGAUCAACCCUGAUGAUGCAGUUCUGCAGUCCAUGCUGGCUGUGAAGCUGGGCGCCUAUAAGGAAUACCAAGAAGCUGAGGAACUGUUGAAUAAAGCACUGAAAACUGAUCCUGACAAUCCUCAUGUCAACCGCUAUAUAGGAAAAUUUUUUCGUAAUCAGCUUCACGUCGGCGAGAAGCGCAGGGAAGCCUCUGCGAUGCGCUCAACGGGGGACACGUCGGAGUUGAAAUAA
Molecule: messenger RNA, 498 nt
Organism: Neolamprologus brichardi
Lineage: Eukaryota; Metazoa; Chordata; Actinopteri; Cichliformes; Cichlidae
Source: RefSeq, a predicted model, not a curated record